CAGAGAAGAUAUUUCACAAAAGGAUUUAAUUCACAAUUGCACAAUUUUGUGCAAUCUAUGUAAAAAAUACAUUUCUAUAUUCUAUACUUUUUUUGCAAUUUUGUUACACUUCUUAAAAACAACGAAGAUGUUACUGUAAACGAACAAAUUAGUUUGAUUUGGUUGACAAAAGAAGUAUCACAUUCAAAUAUAUUUGCAUUUUGUGGAACCAUUUAACAAUACUAUCAAUAUAUUUUAAGUAAGAUUUCUAUUAUGGCAAAUAAUACGUUUAUCCUCCAACUAUGAAACGCCUUGAAGGAAAUAUUAUGCUUUGCGGUUCUGUUUCUUGACAUAGCACCAUUAUAGAAUAUUAUUGGUAACUAGUUUCCUAUAAAAAUAUCAUGACGGAUGUGAUAGAACUAUUUGAUAACGAUAAAUUUUCAGUUUCAUGAAUUUUAUGCAUGAUAAUGAUCGGAAGGAUGUGUUCAAAGUUCUUCAAAAUAGGUUAAAAGUAAUCAUGUUGAAGUUCUCGAUUGACCCAUGUAAUGCUCGGAUCUAAGUCCAAUGGAAAAUUUAUGGAACGACAUGAUGUCUCAACCAAAGCAACAAAAACCAUCGAAUUAAGAUGCUGCCUCUUCAUUUAUAGGAAGUUAUAAUGAAUAAAGGCUACCCAACAAAAUACAACAAUUUUUAUCUGUUAAUCAACACAAUAUGCUGUAUAACCUUAAGUAUAAGCAUGGAUUGUACCAAUGAAGAUUUAAACAGCAUUGAAAACAGAAAGAAAUAUCUGCCUUUACUUCAAAACUCGAUUAAGAAUGAAGAUGAACCAAAAGUACUUGCCCAACAUUUUAAGAAUGUUCUUAAGUUUUUGUCAACAUAUGAUGUAUCCUCCAUAAACAAAGACCUUUUAAUUGUUGUAGCACCUUCUAUUAAAACAAACAUACUAAAGUGUUAUGAAGAUAAUGUUUUGAUUAUAACAACAACAGAUGAUGUGGAUAUGUUAGAUUUACUACGUGAAAAUCUUCAGAUUGCUGCUGAUUUAUUGAAUGUUUAUAAGGGCAUCUUGGAGUAUUUUACAGAAGUGAACAACCUCCACUUUCUACAUAUUAAAAGCCUUCCUGUAAAUAUAGGAGAUUCAUUAUCAAACACCUUCAAACAUUGUAAGCAAAGUCAAGAUAUGUAUAAAGGAAAAUGUAACAAAGAAUUACUUGAUUUAUUCAAAAUUGCUCAAAAUGUUCAUACAGCCUUAUUAAAACUAGUUGAGGCCUGUUACAUCAAUGAAGAGAAUCAUGAAGACUUGGGAGAAUUAACAGAUUUUUUAAAUGAGGUUAUUGAUAUUGGAGAAAUACUGUCUGAUUUAAAUAUUAAAUGUAUGGUUGAAAAUUGGAAAGGUUACACUGCUAUAACAAGAAAAUUUGCAGAUUUUUUAAUGAAAUUUAUGCAAACCAACAUUAACAAUAUUCUUCUUUAUUUUGAAAAAAUAAUUUCAAGAAAUCUCCUCCAAUUUAAGGAAUCUAUUAAUGUGAAUUUUAAUGAGAAGAAUGCUACUCAACAUAUUAAAGUGACCAAUUUCCUGAUAAAAGUGAUUUUAAAACUAGCUGAAACAUUCUGGAGUUUAAUAAGUUACGGCUUUGAAGCUGUACUAAAAAUAAGCAGUUUAAUAUAUAGUUUCAGUGUACCGAACCAGUGUAAAGAAUUGUAUUACAAAACAGUAUUGCAAAUUUAUGAACCAUUUAUGAAUAAAUUAUGCAAUGAAGAAGCAUUCAUUAAAUUUGUAGAAAAUAUGCCCCAGUCAGAAGAAAACUGUUGUGAAUCAUUGUAUAUUUUGAACACUGUUUUUAAUCAUUUUAAAACUGCAGAUACAAAAAUAAGUCUCAGUAAGAUUCUAAUGAAACUAUUUGACACAUUGCAACUUGCUGGGGCCGAGUUAACGUUUAAUUUAAAUGGCUUAAACGACUGCUUGUACGAAAAUCUGUUGGUUAAUGUAGCAACUGCACUUUUACUCAUGGAUAGUGAUAGAGCAACAAAACUCAUUAUUAUUUUAAAUAUGUUCCAUGAUCAUAUGUGGUGUUCUAUGUUUGCAACAGAUUUGUGGUGUCUUAUUUUAAGCAAUUUGACUCCAAACAUGAUUCUUCAAACAUUAAAUAAACUAAUAGAGUUUCAAAUACGAUCAGUUUUCGGAUUGUUUACAUAUAGAACUGAAAAGAUGAAACUGAAUAAUAUGUUGCAAAGGAUGUAUGAUAUGUUACCUAAAGAAUUGAAAAAGCAGUUAAUGCUUAAAUAUCCUGUAACGGACAAUGUUUCUUUGUGGAAUAUUUUGGGCUAUGAAGAUGUAAGAGACUUAGAAAAGACAUAUUUAAAAAGUAUUACUCCAUUGAUAUUAAAUGUGCAACAUAUGCAUCCAAAUACAAGUUUUGAAGACUUUUUUGCAGCCUUUGAUUAUCUGGAAUCGGCCAUUAUUCUUACACCAACUAACGACUCCUUUAAUUUAAUAUGUGAACUGUGGAAUUUUAAUAAACAAUCAGAUGAAAUAUUGAGUAACAACAUAUUUAAAUUUUUCAUUUGGAGAAUGUGCGAAGUUACGCGGAAAAUAAAAUGUUUUGAAAUGACCAAACUGAUAUCGGUUUUGGAGAAUAUGCUCAGUCUUCAUGCGGAACCUUCGUUUCAAAUUCCCUUUUUAUCGUUGUUAUCUGACAUUUGUUAUUCCUGUAAUGAAUACUUCGGCGCAGAACAAUAUAAAAUAUUAAGACUGAUAUCAACUAUUAUUCACCAAAUAUUGUUAGAAUCUUCAAUACCUAUUGUUAGAUUAAAGGCGCUAGACUUUGUAAAGCAGUUAGACAACAGUGAAUUGUAUUCCAACACAGUGAAGAUAAUUAUGCAAAACGCCAAAGACUACCAAGAAGAAAUUUCAAGGUACAUCCAUGGAAGUCAUGAAUCCGAUAUUGAUUCGGAAUACCCGUAUGAAAUAGACACGUAUGAAUUUACACAUGAGUGCGUCAAGUGGAAUAGAAAACAGUUUUUCACGAAAAAAGAUGUUUUACGUAUGAAUGUUGCCAACGAAGAAAACGAAAAAGUAAGAUUGAGAAUUACUGAAAACAGCGGGGAAUUUCCACCUGCUAAAAAGUCGAAAAUUGAGGAGGAAACAUGUGAUGUUGGAGAAGCAAUUUCUACCAUUAAAUGUGAAGUAAAAAAUCUGAUGAAUAUUUUGAAGACUGAAAAAAUGACGCCUAAGAAUUCGUCACAGUUAAAAAAUGUAAUAAGUCAGUUACAAUCUUUGUUGUAAUAAUUUCAUACUUUUAUAAAUAAAUGGUUUUUUUUCAACGAAA
Messenger RNA from Aethina tumida (small hive beetle), 3305 nucleotides. RefSeq lists its product as uncharacterized. The transcript is spliced from 14 exons. Lineage: Eukaryota; Metazoa; Arthropoda; Insecta; Coleoptera; Nitidulidae. The record is from RefSeq and is a predicted model, not a curated record. The coding region runs from base 635 to 3262 and encodes 875 amino acids.